UAAGUGAGGUUGUGCUAGCGCUUUUAAGAAAAUGCUUGUUGACGGCAAUAAAAUCAAUAAAAGCGCGAUCACAUCCUCACCGCAUUAGUGUUCGACAUCAGCUGACGCAAUGGUGUGAUGGUAUAAUGCGAAUGGCAUACAGUUUAGCCCGGCUUAAUGGGUCCGCCAAUACAUUUCUUCAAAAGGCACAUACCAAACUUUGUCUGCAAGUUGACAAAAGUGGCAAAAUACCUGUGAGGAACAUCAUCAAAAUUUUCGCACAAAACAAAGAGGAUCGGAAGCGUGUUGAGAAAGCGUUAGAUAUGAGCGGGUUGCCUUCGGGGAAAUUCGAAACGUUAUCCCUGCCGAAGUUCCACUUUGAGGAUUUUUUUAAUUUGUACAAGAAUCUUACCCAACGGAGUGAAGUGGAGAAAAUAUUUGAUGGAAU
Rhagoletis pomonella (apple maggot) is the source of this 427-nucleotide messenger RNA. Its product is annotated as 1-phosphatidylinositol 4,5-bisphosphate phosphodiesterase classes I and II-like. The record is from RefSeq and is a predicted model, not a curated record. Lineage: Eukaryota; Metazoa; Arthropoda; Insecta; Diptera; Tephritidae.